CAUGCCAAAUACUAAAGCAGUUGCAUUAGCAAUUGGGUUCAUCUUUUUGAACUUUGCUGGCCAAUGCUAUGGCUAUUACGGCUAUGGCCUCCAGUAUGGGUUCUAUAAUGGCAAAUGUCGAACUUCAGAUGUCGAAGCCAUCGUAAGAAAUACAGUCUACUACAAGUUCCUCAAAGACCGAUCAAUCGCACCUGCUCUAAUUCGAAUGCAAUUCCAUGAUUGCUUUGUUAAUGGGUGUGACGCAUCGAUUCUACUAGACGGGCCCAACAGUGAGAAGACCGCACCUCCGAACUUAAGCGUUAGAGGUUAUGAUGUCAUUGAUGCUGCAAAAGCAGCGGUGGAGAGUGUGUGCCCGGGAGUGGUUUCUUGUGCUGAUAUAAUUGUUAUGGCUACUAGAGAUGUUAUUUCAUUUAGUGGUGGAGGUAGAUACAGUGUCCAAACAGGAAGAAGGGAUGGACUUGUGUCUCUUGCACAAAAUACAAUUAGUCUCCCACCUCCUACCUCAUCUGUAUCGAGUGCGAUUCGAACCUUUGCUCUGAAAGGACUAACCGCCACCGACAUGAUCUAUCUUCUUGGUGGUCACUCGAUUGGUAUCGCUCAUUGUUCUUUAUUUAAAGAUCGUCUUUACAACUUCAAGAAAACAGGAAAACCCGAUCCUACAAUGGAUUUAGCGUUGUUAACAUCGCUGAGGCGUAUAUGUGCUCAGAACGCAACCGUUGAUCUCAGUGCAAACUUGGAUCAAAAUCCUUUUAGCUCUGCUGUUGUAGACAAAUCUUUCUAUAGUCAGAUUAUGAUGCAUAGGGGAGUCCUUAAAUUCGAUCAAGACGUGGCAUUGGAUAGUUUGAGCAAGUCCACUGUUGAAGCCAUUGCGCGUUCAUCUGAUUUCAACACUAAAUUUGGUCAAGCCAUGGUUAAGAUGGGUGCCAUCCAAGUUCUCACAGGAAAUCAAGGACAGAUAAGGAAAUCAUGCCGAGCAAUCAAGCUCCAACUUUAACUUCUAAAACAAUUAAUUUGCAUGGUUUCCUUCAUAUUUUUUUUGUCAUUUUUAUCUGAUGUUGUUCUGUGAUUUUUUUUUGUUGUUGACAUAUCUUUAACCAUUUGAUUUUGUUUUCUAUCGAGUAAUGUAUUUUUUUCUUCAAUUUUUGCAAGGGUUUGGUUGAGAAGUUUUUUUUCUUUUUUUAAAUAUAUGUAUUAAUGUUGUCAGAUUGACAAAACUUUUGUGUUUGGAAUUUAGAUUUCCUCGUGUAAUUUAACGAGUUGACCA
Messenger RNA from Helianthus annuus (common sunflower), 1264 nucleotides. RefSeq names its product peroxidase 60. Gene Ontology annotation, molecular function: peroxidase activity; heme binding. NCBI's taxonomy places the organism in Eukaryota, Viridiplantae, Streptophyta, Magnoliopsida, Asterales, Asteraceae. The transcript is spliced from 4 exons. Gene Ontology annotation, cellular component: plasmodesma; plant-type cell wall. The record is from RefSeq and is a predicted model, not a curated record. The coding region runs from base 2 to 994 and encodes 330 amino acids. Gene Ontology annotation, biological process: hydrogen peroxide catabolic process; response to oxidative stress.